GAAGGCGGGAGGGCGCGCGCCGGGGCCGCCUGCUCGCUCCCUCGCUCGCUCGCUCCCUCCCUCCGCCGGUGGGUUAGUCAGUCCGUCAGUCCGCCAGCAGCCGGCGGGCCCGCGAGCCGCAGAGGGCCCGAGCCGCGGACGCCGGCGCCUCUUCCAGCCAUUGUUCGUCGGGCGGCUGCAGCGGCGGGCGCGGGAGCCCGGGCCCCAGAGCCACCGCAACGUCAUGACAACAGAAAAGAGUUUAGUGGCUGAAGCUGAAAAUUCACAGCACCAAGAACAGAACGAAGAGGGAGAGGGGGCCACAAACUCAGGCCAACAAGAAACUCGGCUGGAAGAGACUUCUCAAGCGGCCGCUGAGGGAGAUAAUCAGUGUGAGCAGAAGCUGAAAACAUCUAAUGGAGACACUCCGACACAUGAAGACUUGACCAAGAACAAGGAGCGGACAUCAGAAAACAGGGGCCUGUCACGGCUGUUCUCCUCACUUCUCAAAAGGCCUAAAUCUCAGGUCUCUGAGGAAGAAGGCAAAGAAGUAGAGUCUGGUACAGAGAAAGGUGAAGGAGGUCAGAGAGAGAGAGAAUUUGGAACCAGUCUUGAUGAAGAGAUCAUUUUGAAGGCCCCAAUUGCAGCUCCUGAACCUGAACUCAAAACCGACCCGUCCUUGGAUCUUCAUUCAUUAAGCAGUGCAGAAACACAGCCUGCUCAGGAAGAACGCAGAGAAGACCCAGACUUUGAAACUAAGGAAGAAGAAGGUCUUGAAGAGUGCUCUAAAAUAGAAGUGAAAGAAGAAAGUCCUGAAUCUAAAGCAGAAAGAGAAUUAAAAGCUUCCCAGAAAUCAAUCAGAAGACACAGAAACAUGCAUUGCAAGGUUUCUUUGUUGGAUGACACAGUUUAUGAAUGUGUUGUGGAGAAACAUGCUAAGGGACAAGACUUGCAUAAACGAGUAUGUGAGCACCUCAAUCUUUUGGAAGAAGACUACUUUGGUCUUGCCAUUUGGGAUAAUACAACCUCUAAGACAUGGCUGGAUCCUGCCAAAGAGAUAAAAAAGCAGGUUCGUGGUGUCCCUUGGAAUUUCACAUUUAAUGUAAAGUUUUACCCACCUGACCCAGCACAGUUAACAGAAGAUAUAACAAGAUAUUAUUUAUGUCUGCAGCUUCGGCAGGACAUAGUUGCAGGACGUCUGCCUUGUUCCUUUGCAACCUUAGCGUUAUUAGGUUCUUACACCGUCCAGUCUGAGCUGGGAGACUAUGACCCAGAACUCCAUGGUGCAGAUUAUGUCAGUGAUUUUAAACUGGCCCCAAAUCAGACCAAGGAACUUGAAGAGAAGGUCAUGGAACUGCAUAAGUCAUACAGGUCCAUGACUCCAGCUCAGGCCGACCUGGAAUUUCUUGAGAAUGCCAAAAAGUUGUCUAUGUAUGGCGUUGACCUUCACAAAGCAAAGGACUUGGAGGGGGUGGAUAUCAUCCUGGGUGUCUGCUCUAGUGGCCUUCUGGUUUACAAAGAUAAGCUGAGAAUUAACCGCUUUCCUUGGCCCAAAGUGCUGAAGAUUUCUUACAAACGUAGCAGCUUUUUCAUCAAGAUUCGGCCUGGAGAGCAAGAACAGUAUGAAAGUACCAUCGGAUUCAAACUUCCCAGUUACCGAGCAGCUAAGAAAUUAUGGAAAGUCUGUGUAGAGCAUCACACAUUUUUCAGGCUGACAUCUACAGACACCAUUCCUAAAAGCAAAUUUCUUGCACUGGGAUCCAAAUUUCGAUACAGUGGCCGAACUCAGGCUCAAACCAGGCAAGCUAGUGCUCUGAUUGACAGGCCUGCCCCACACUUUGAGCGUACAGCAAGCAAACGGGCAUCCCGGAGCCUUGAUGGAGCAGCAGCUGUCCAUUCAGCAGACCGAAGUCCCCGGCCCACCUCUGCGCCAGCCAUUGCUCAAAGUCAGGUCACAGAAGGUGCACCUGUCAAAAAAGCAGGGGUUUCUAAAGCACAGAAGGAAACAGCGGAGGCUGAAGUGAAAGGAGAAGAAGUGCCGCCUGAGCAGGCUGAGCCGGAGCCCACGGAAGUGCAGAAGAAAAAGAGAGAGAGACUAGAUGGUGAAAACAUUUAUAUCAGACAUAGCAAUUUAAUGUUGGAGGAUUUAGACAAGAGUCAAGAAGAGAUCAAAAAACAUCAUGCCAGCAUCAGUGAGCUGAAAAAGAAUUUCAUGGAAUCUGUACCAGAACCACGGCCUAGUGAAUGGGAUAAACGCUUAUCCACUCACUCCCCAUUCCGAACACCUAACAUCAAUGGCCAAAUCCCCACAGGAGAAGGAGUGAAGAAAACCUCUGUCCUUCCCUCGGAAAGAAAGGUUGGUGGGCCAGAGACACAGGAACGUGCUCUGUUAGUGCAGGAUGAAGAGAAAAUUAAAAGGCAAGAGAGAUCUACUGAAAGAGCCUUGCCCCAGCAAGAAAAUGAAGAAAUUCUUCCCAAGGUUUCUAUUCCAAUCCCCGAGGAUCACAAGUCUCUCAAAAAGUGCCACCUCUACUCUAGUACUUUUCCAUAUCCUCGUAUUCCUUUUAUGAUGUCUUUUCUUGUGGUUCUUGUGUUGGCUAUUUGGUGGUUGGUCUUUCUGUGAUCGGAAAACAGGGUGCUCAUCUGAAACGUCAAGACUAAAACCCUUGAACUUUUGUCGUUGGCUUCUGCUGUGUUACCUCCUGUGUGAUGCCCUCUGAUCGUGAUAGUUCACUGUCCUAGAGGAGCUCUUGUGAUCACUUUUCUGUCAAUAAAAUGUCUCUUUGUAGAAUGUGUAUCGUGGGCUACAAAGGAGUAGCAAUGGAUUGCCCAAGCCAGCUUUCCUUGCUGAAGUUUAACGCAUUUAGAUUUAAGCAUAUGGCAGGUUGGUACUUUCCCCAAAAGCUUUAACUCUUCUAUCCUGCAUGUUCUUAUUCUUCACUGUUGCUGUGCCCUCCUCUCCAAUGUUUCACACAAAGCAAGAUACUCUGUAGAAAAAUUUGAUGGGAUAUUUUCCUAAUCUUCUAUAGUCAUUUGUGUGGCAUGGGCUCUGUAGUUUAAGAAAAAAAUUGAACUUGCUAUCCUUUCAAAAGCCUUAAAAUGAUACAUUUUAAUCUAUGUAUCCAUAACCACUCCUUUUCUUGAGAUAUCAAACAAGUCUAUACAAAGGCCUUUUUUGGAAAAGGGCUUUUGACUUCUGUGGCCUUCUUAUGUGUAUAUCUGAGAUGUAUAGGACAAACAACUUUAUCCUGCCUAAUGUAUAGAAGAGAUAUGCAAAGGUUGAACACCAUCUUUUCACAGGUAGAAUGUUGAUGGUUUAAGUAAAAUGGUGCUGGUGCCCCUUAGCCUCCAGCCAGGGCUGAAUUUCCCAGACUGCUCUGCCCAUCUUUAAAAGUCCUGGAAUACAGAGUUAUUCAAGAUCUGUACAUAAACAUCCCCUUCCCUGAAUUAAAAUACUGUGUUACCUCUUUAUAACUUGAGUAAUUAUAUUGCUAAAAGCAAUAUUUAGCCAUUUAAUAGCUUAAAAUAUGUAUCGAUGUAUUUUGUUUUCCUGAUAGACUUCAGACCUGUUUAUCCUUACAUUUGUGUUGAAAUCAAUUGUUUUUAGUCCAUGGCCUUGUGAGCUAAAGUUCUGUUGUGACAAGUAUGUGUCCUCUGUUUGCAUGUUGAUUUUUAAGGCUUCGUGAAGUAAAUAUGAGUGUGCUCUCUCUUCACAACACAACUUGAAUGCCUAAUCUGUUGUUUCUUACCUCAAUAUUAAUGAAAUUUUGCAUGAGGCUUGCUGUUUCUGGCACUUGAAUGUACCAAUGUGGAUAAUUUGGUUAAUGUUGUCUCAAAUAUUGGUUUCGAAAUCUGAGUUCAUAAGGUUAUCAAACUGAGAUUAUUGUACUUUGUUUUACUUCUCAAUGCUUUUCAGUUGAUGAAACCUGUAAACAAGAAUUUUUGUUUUUAAGAUGAUGGCUUCUUAGAGCAAAAAAAAAAGAGAAGAGUAAAGCCAAGAAUCUUUUGUCCUUCAACACCAACCACUAUUGUUCUCUUCUCUCUGGAGACAUGUAGAAAUAAUUCUCUGGUGUUUCCUGACAACUGCUACUCUGUCAUCAUAGGCUUUCCAAAAAAACGGGAAAAGAAGCAAAGAGCGGGUUAAAUUUUAAAAUCUGGUAUAAUUGUGUAUCUUUCAUGUCACAGGCUAUGUCUGUUUAUAACACAUAUUUUGUAAUUAAGCAUAUUUAUUGAUUCACUCAUAAUAAGAAGAGAGAGGCCUCAAAUCAACCUGAAAUAUUACAAAGUUAUUCUCUAACACAGAAAGUGAUCAUCAUAAGUACUCCCCUUUAUCUAUGAAAUAGAGAUGCAAGAGCUUUCCUUAUGAAAUACAGAACUAUAGCAUUGGUUAGAAUCUUUUAAAAUUUUUUCAAGGGACUAAAAAGGAAAUAAUCUUAGAAUUUUAUUGAUACUUUUAUAACUUUCAGGUCAUAUUUCCAGUUUUCAUCCUUGUACAUAGCUUUUUAUUAAUUAUUAUUGUAAAACUUCACCUUGAAUUUUGUUUCCCUUUGUAUUAGAGUUAUUCCAAGUCCGUUAAGAGUCUAGAGUAAGCCAGCAAUCCUUUCAGUUUUCUGAAGUGUGGCAGGAGUUCUCAGAAAUCUUUACUGAUGGUCAGAGGAGAGGCCCUUUUUUCUAUUAAUAGGGUAAGAAUGGUUGAGAAGAAAAGGGCCAAGCCUUCGUAUUGGACUAAGCGGGCCAGUGCAGACUCAAAAGAUAUACCCAUCAGAGUUAUCAGUGGAAAAAUACUGGAUGUUAUACCUUUGUACGACCUAAACUUAAUGCUGCCAAUGUCUGUAACAUAAAGCUGGAAUAAUCUUGAUUUCCUUCUCUCGUCUCAUUCCAUUCUCAACACCAGAGACAGGUCCAAAUAACUGUGUAUCGGUUUUACCCUGGUUCAGCUUCUUAAUGGCAGGUUGAUAAAUAAAAAACAAUAUCUUCUACAGGUAUCAAUACAGACCAGUAAAAAGUCUUGGGUGUUUGCCUUGGUUUUGCUAUUAGUCGUUUCUCUGAGAAGUUCACUUAACUACUUGGUGCCCAGAAUUCCACCUAGUAAUGUAGAGACAAACCUACCUCGUGAGAAUGACUCUGUAGCCUGUUCCAGGAGCCAGAAGCUCUGGCUGUCAUUCCAUUCUUGGUCCUUUGGGGACUGGGAAGAUGGAAAUUAAAAAACAAAAAAACACAGAUUAACUUCUUGGAAUUUUUUAUGUGAAAGUAAGCAAUUAAAUAGCUGUGUUUAUUUCCAUCUACUCCUUUGACCAAGCACUUAAAACUGGUAAAGUUAAAAAAUGUCUUUCCAGAUUCGUCAUCCUCUUAAGCAAUUCAUCUUAUACUUAGGGUGGACCAUAUUUGAAAAGAAACCCAGCAUCUAUAUUUUGGACCUAUCUUUUAGCCAUUUUCUUAUGCUAACACUUGGAAUAUGAAGGAGAUUCCGUUUUCAUAGGUCAGUUUUACUACGUGUUUACAUCUUUGGUAAAAGUUUUGAAGGGAGAAGAUUUUGACUCUGUUGACUAAAAUUAGACUGGGAUUAACUGUGGGUUAGAUUUCCAGUAGUCAUCCUAGAUCCUAGUACAUUUCUUUCUAUUAAAUAUUAUUGUAAAUUUUACUCUGAUAUUUCUGUGGGUAGAAGCCGAUUCACUUUUUCCUACAUUCCUAAGUCACUUCUGUAACUUCCUACAGAUAAGCAUGUAGGACACACUAGGCAUUAGAGGUUUGGUUGUGAUUUAGAAGGCAUUACCAAUCAAAAUUUGUGCUUGGGCUUUACCCAGUGAUCACCUAUUUGCAAAAGGAAGACAGAAAACUCAAAAAGAAUAUGAGACACUUUCUCAUUAUUGCUUUUUUUUUGGUCAAGGGUAUGGAAUAUAUUAAAGAUAUAUAGAACUUCUCUACAGAGUUCUUCCCUUCUGUUCUUCACAGACAUGAUAAAAUUCCAGACUUUUACAACAUUCUCUCCUGCAUUGAGAAAGACCAUUAUAUAAUUUCUAUCAUACAUAGAAAUUUCAUUUUUUUCAUUGCACUCAAACUACCCCUGUUGUUGUAAUUUGGGUACCAGAAACAGAGCCAACUCCUUAGUCUUCUCUAUGAUGCAUGGCCUGUGGGAUGCUCUAUCUGCCUCCUCCACACUGGGCGGUAGUAUCAGUGAGCCUGCUCUCAUGCCUGCUGCUGUUACCCUCAUGCCUCAGGAUCUCCUUUUCUACUGCAGCAGAACAUGACACGAAAAGAAACACAUUGAUGCAGACCUAGGAAUGGUGGAGAAGGUAUGGUUAGGGCGAGGAACCCAUAUAAAGCUAGGCUGGAAGGAAGAGGGGUGGCUAUGAUCAACAGUUACAAAUUCAUGGACUAUUUCAUUUUGUAAACGAAAUUCCUGUCAUACUAGAACUUGAAAGGCAAAAAGAAGACAAAGGAAUUUAUUACUCCCACAGAUCAGAUAUACAGGCUAAACACUAAAUAACUUUAAUAACCUAACUAAAUAUAUAGAUGACAGAUUGUUGAAGAAACAUCUGCUUUAGGAAUGCUUUUCUAAUCUUUUGUGAUUGAUAUCCUAGGGGGUAGCUUCCCCCUUUAUCGUAGUCAAAAAUCCUGUUUGGGGUAAAUAAUAGAAUAAAUGUAACAUUUCAAAGAUGAAGGAGGCGGGGAGGCAGAAAGUCCCAACCAUCUCUUCAGGUCCCCCAAAAACAAUAAAGGAUACAGUUUAGUCUCUCAUUUUCUCCUCUACUGUCUCUUUAAGGAAAAGUCUUCAGAUGUGCAGGAUCUUAUUUCAACAAAACAGAAUAAGAAUUAAGGGAAAAACAUGGUUCCUGCUAUCGAUUCAUUUGUUCACUGCCCACUAGGGCAUUGUAUUACAGCGAUGCAAAGAGUCAGCGUUAUCAGAAAUUUAGAAUCGGACAGGCCCCUCAUCCAACUCCUCUCCCUCCAAUGCUUGAUUCUUUUGUACGGUAUCAGUUAGAGAUUUAGAGACCAAGUGGUGUCCCAGCCUGUGAUUAAAUAUCUCCCAAGAUACAACACGUCUCAUCUUUGGACAUCACUGAUUUUUAUAUAGAAAUCAUUCUUAUAUUAAGUCAAAAUCUGUUUCCCUAUAGCUUUUACUUCUUGGUCCUGAACGAAGGCAUUCUGAAGAAUUUUCUAUUUUCCACAUUAUAAGCUCUUCACAUAGUUAAAAGUAAUUCUCACAGUUGGAAUUAGUCACAAUUCUUGCCCUCAGAUACCUUAUCAUCUAAUAUUCAGAUCUGUCUCAGUCUUCCUCCUAGCAUGUUAUCCUUCCGCUUUCUUCCUUUCUUUUUCUACCUUUCCUUGUUUUAUCAGCUCUUUUUCUUUAUUCUGGCUCUAUUGCCCAUAUUGCUUUCCUAUGGUUUAUUCAGCUUUAUGUCCCUACUCAUUGACUUACCCUCUCUAAAAGAACAUUUUGAAAUUCCUGGAAAUCCCAGCUUCUUCAUAGAUAACACAGGUACUUGGAAUUUUUUUUUUUAGAUAAAAGAGUCGGGGUGGGAUAGUUUUGUAUGUUUGGAAACUUCUUGUAGCCCAGAAUCUGUUGACAAGGUAGCAUCACUAUUAUAUUUUGAAGAAGCACACCACCAGAGCCUGCAUUCUAAGUUUGCUCGCCUUCUUUGAUAGCCUGACUAACCUUUACAUACUUUAGCAUACCCAAGUGAUUUGAUUUAUACUGGUAUGAUAUGAUAAAAUUAUGCAAACUUUAGAUCCCCACCAGAAAAAGUGACAUUAAAAAUUUGAAAUGUUGGUAAUCCGUCUCUUUUAGUUUGUGCCUGUCUUCUCAAAACCGUGAAAUUCUCAAAGGUGAGAGGCCUUGUUUUACUCAUCUCUGUUUGCCAGUCUAUCACCUUUGUAUCUCAGAUAUAUAAUAAAUAAUUAAUAUUUAUUAAAUUGAAUUAAAUGAUUAGUCACAGAUGGUUAUGAAUAAACUCUAACUUUUCACUUACAAUCUCUUGUAUUAGGACACAAAUUUGUGCCAAGUUAAUUACCAUAUGCCCACUCAGUACCUGCAGGUAGCCCAAAAACCCAAAAAUGGCCCAGAAGUCACCGUCUCUCUUGUUAAUCCUGUAGUAUGGUCCCUGGUUUAUUCAAAGAAUCUACGUGUAUGACUCUAUGGUAGGUGUCAGUCUCUCUUGUUAAUGUCUUGUUAUUUGGUUCAACUAAAAGCUUUUAUCCAUUUACCACAGGUAAUAAUCAACUAUUUUCACUGUAGAACAUAUUAUUGAGACUGGGGUGCUUGUCUGUAUGUAUAAAUUCAUCUUGGAGUGUGAUAUCGUAAGGGGAACCUGUUAUUUGACAAUUUGUAUUUAUCUAAAGUACAACACAGAGAGCACUUUGAUACAUUUGUCCUGUGUUUUACGUGAUAUGAAAACACCAGACCUAUCAAACUCCUGUGAUAUAAGAGUUUUGUGUAUCAGAUAGACCAGGGGUUGGCAAACUUUCUGUAAAGGACCAGAUAAAUAUUUUAGGCUCUACAGGCCAUGUAGUCUCUGUCAUAACUCAGCUUUGCCAUUGUGGAGCAAAAGCAGCAUACUCAAUAAAUAAACAAAUGAACGUGAAUGUGUUCCAAUUAAACUUUAUUUAUGGACACUGGAAUUUGAAUUUCGUAUAAGUUUGUGUGUCACUAAAUACUAUUCUAUUUUUUUCCCCAACCAUUUAAAAAUGUGGCUCAUAGCCAUACGAAAACAAGGAGAGGGCUGGAUUUGGCCUGCUGGCUGUAGUUUGCUGACCCCUGAUAUAGGUCUAAGAACCAGAGCUCUGAUUGAUGACAUUUUCUGCCUUUGUCCUGUUUUGAAGAGCUGUAGCUGUGUCUUAGCAUCUUCAUUCAGUGUUGAAGUAUUUUUGGUCUUGUUUAUGAUUAGAAAUGGAAAACAACAGACAAGGCAUUUGUUUCUGGCUAUCUGGCGGUCAGGGUACAUCUGAAGUAUCUGUAACCACCACAGCACCCCUGCCCUCGUCAGUUUUCCAAAUUGUUCUAUGUUUACUGUGUCCUAACAUAGUCAUUGAUGAAUCCAGCUAACCCUUUUGUUCUGUUUGGUUUUGAAGGGUCUGCCUCCAUUUUCCCCUAAGGAAUAAAGAAACAAUUCCCACAUUCAUCUUCUCUUUAGCCAAGUUUUAGAGCUAUCUAGGGAACAUGGUAAAGAAAGUGAAAUGAUUUUCACUCUGAACUUUUGGUACACCUUAAUGUUUCCAGUAGUUGGAUAUAUUUGAGGUUGGGUAUCUAAGGAAAACAUUUUAGAAGGGUUCCUCUUUCAAAAUAGAGAUUUGUCUGAGAAGAAUUCCCCAAUUCAGGGCCUAUUUGGGUGGUAUUUACCAAUAAGCCAGAAUAAAAUAAAGUUAUAUUCUUUUGGGAGGGUCUUUGCUCCCUGCUUGAUGUGGCUGUGUUCAGAAGGAUUUCUUGAUCUCUAUAGCUUUGGGAGUGCUUUCUAGUAAGUCCCUAAACCUGUGUUCCUUUCAGUUUCCUGGUCCAGGAUCCUUCAGCCCUGAUGCUCGGUUGAAUAAAUUGUUCUUCCAUUAGCAGUUCGGCAAGGUGUAUAAGCCUAAAGAAAUCUGCUAAGAACUUCUCUUUGGAACAUUGUCUUUGAUAUUUUUCUCAUAUUAUUUGCUCUGUUAAUAUGUAAAUUUAUCAUGAAUAAAUCUUAUUGCAAAUCUGAUUCUGGUUGAUACUAGUCAUUAAGGAAAUAGGAGCCACUAAUGUUGUGCAUAAACAGAGCCACUACCAAAAAAAGGAAAAGGAACCUCUGCGUCAGCGGAUCAACAAGAGGUACUGUCAGCCGGUCUUCUAGAAAAGUUCUCUUGUUGUUCCAUGUUUUCACUCUUCUCUGUGGCCCAGUGAUUGUCUUUUGCUCAGUCCUAAAACAGAGAUGACCUAUUGGCAAGUGUUCAGCUCUCAGAAUAUUAAUGUUUUAAAUCAGCUUGGAACUCAUUUGACUUAUUUAUACCAAGUUUUAAAAAUAGCUUUUUUCUAACCAACUUAAUCAGUCACUACAACACAUGUAAUUGUCACAUCUGUUAGAAGUAUUUUUAAUAUGCUGAAUAUGUCUUUGGCUUUGUUUUUUUAAAAAAGCACUCUACAAAUUAGUGGUUAUUAACCCUCCAGUGUUGCCACUCUGAUCAUAUUGAAGAGUGAAGAGUGGAGUGGGUGUGGCUAUGUGGGUGUGAGGAGAGCUUGCUCCUGUAAUGUGGAAUUCACAGAAGGUAUACCACUUUAUCUCUUACUUCACCUUGGGUAACCCUCCUCUCUUAUCUUACUCGCACAGUUCUAGUUUCUAUUGUAUUAUCCAGGUGAUGACAUAAAACCAACACUACAUAUUUGGAAGUGGUCUGUUUACCAGCUCAAAGUAUGUACCUUGUGGUCACAUCUAAGUAAUAUGAAAAUUUUGGAGUCUUUCUCCAAAGCCACGUUCCUUUUAGGAAUAUGUUGAAAAUGUUAACAUGCAAAGCCAUUUUCAUUAUUACAAGAUUUUUCAGGAAGAGAAGACAGUUACUUAGUAUCUAAUAAUAGUUGUCUGUUAUAUUUAGUUCUGUGGAAUCAAGCUGCUGGUUUUUAGAUAUCAGAUGGAGGCAUAAUAUUUUUCUUAAAUGCUUAUUGUGGCUUUAAUCAUUUUUGGAAUUGGGACUUCUGGGAAGUCCUGCCAAAUAUAUUUAAUUAUGUUCCAUACUAAAUGAUCAGAGUUUUUGUACUGCUUAUGGCUCCUUCGUCUCCAUCUCUCCACCUCAACCCUUCUUAAUAUAGUGAAAUAAAAUUGACCGGCCAAAGGCUUCUGUCUCCUAGACAUGUUUAGUUAUCCUUUAAUAUUUGCUCAAUUACUUUGACCUCUAUAGCUCUGUUUAGGUUUGAGAACACUCAUUUCAUCUGUGGAGUCCUUGCUGGUGAGUGCAGUGUUAAGGCAAAAUUUUCUAUUACCUAAUAGUUAAAAUUUUGCAUCAGGCACAGAUUUUGAAGCUGUUUGCUUUUACAUUCACCUAUUCUGGGGAUAAUCUAAUAACAGUACUAUUUAGGAAAUUAUAAAAACUAUGUUUGAAGGAUAAUUGCUUUGGCAAAUUUCAUUUGCUGGCAUUUGUGAAAGGAUGCACUAUGGAGUAAUUUUCUUAUAAUAAGCAAUUUUACUAACUAUAAUUUAAUAAAAAUCAACCUCUUCCUAAAGCUCCUUUAUCCUGAAGUCAUCUUUAUAUGCCAGAGAAUAACACUGGACCAUGAAAAUGAUUCAAGUUUCGUGGAGAAGCUAGUGAGCACCACCAGGAUGUAUUUCUACUUAGGGGCCGAUAGCAUACAAACUUUAUUAAAAAAAAAAAAAGAAAGAAAAAGUGAGGUGGGGGUAUAGCCAAGAGAGAAAACUUAGAAUGAAGAGAAAUGUAUUGCAUGAUAAAGAGUGACACCCUAGAUAGGAAAGAUAGAAUUUUUAGAUCAUCUUUUGCUGGCCACAUGGUUUUCCUGUUGUUAGUUUAUCCCCAUCUUGAGUGUUUGUGAUUCUAAUGUCUUUUUUCAAACCGCCUGUUGGCCUGAGUUUUCCGCCCAAAGUGUACCAAAACUAUUAUUUAUGAGGUUUUUGGGGACGGGGGGCAGGGGGUGUUUUUCUUUUUUGGUAAUUUUUGUUCUUUCUUCAUUUGUUUCCUUUUUUGGCUGAAGAAUGGGCUACUGCUGCUUGACUUGUCAUCUUUAUGUGCUGUUUACACAUGGCUUUUACAAAAGAAGCCAUUACCACAUCUGAUUUAUCUUUUAUUGCAAGUGCCCAUUUAAAAGCAUUUGUGUUAACAAAUUAAAAAUAAAAAUCACCAGGUUAAUGUUCCUACAUUAUUAUACAACCAAGGGAAACACUGAUAUUAAUUUUUCAAAAUAGGAAUAAUAUUACAAAUAUUGAUAAUAUAUUAACAUAUGAAGACUUUUGUUUUUUAGAGCUUUUCCCUAAGGCAUUUAAAGCCAUUCUUUGCUGAGACAUAAACUUGCCAUGUAGCAGAGAAGAAUGUAGAAACAAAGCACUCGCAAUUAAUUGAUCUUAUCAGGAUUUUUAGUUUGCAUGUUGCAGACCAUUUGGGGGUGUUAUUUAAAUACACUGUUGAUAGUUUAAGUGACUGUAAUAUUUAUUGUUUACUUUAGUUAAGGACCAGGAGCUGGACUCUUCUGCUGGGCAUCUUCCUUCUGUGCUUAGCAAGAUAACCUCGAUUCCUGCUGGUUCUGUGGGCAUUUGCAGUGCAAAGCGUUUCUUACUGGGUUUGCAAAGCAAGGGUAAUGUGCUCUGUGGGUGUAUGUGUGUCUGUGCGCACCCCUCCCCCUCAAGCCCGCUGCUACCUCCUGUUCACUCCCUUUUUCCUAUCAAAACUUAUUUUUUUAAUUAUAUAAAUCUUAUUAAAAAAUCUAAUGAAUUUCCCAACCCUCUUUUUCUGACGUACAGAAACACUGAUAAAAGCAUUUUAGUGUAUUAGUGUUAGUAUUAGUAUUAACUUUCCCUGAGGUAUUUGCGUUUCAGCGGGCCACGGAGUCAUUGUAAUGGUGAUGGUGACGUUAUAGAGUAACGGCAGUAUUAUUUACAAGGAUGUACAAGUUACAUCCUGACUCUCGGUUUGCUUGGUAGAAUGGCAAAAUAGAACGAAGAGAAUGUGAAAACCAAUGAGAGGUUAGUAGAUGUGGUGGCUUUAGGGUUCCAUUGUGUAAAGUGACUACAGACGUACUAUGCUAAAUCUCAGACUCUCUUUUUUAUAGAAAAUUUAGAAAGUUCAGGAAGCAAAAUCUGUGGGUAGUAACAUAAAACUAUUAAAAAUGGCCUAUCCAGUGUUCUUCAUGAGGAUCUUGGCUCAGGAACAUUUAUUAAAUAUUCUCAUGGUGUACCUAUUUUAAUUCUUAUCUUCUAUCACAAUUUCUUUCUUCAGAGUUCUCCCUGGUGAUGUUCUCUAAAAUAUAAUGAGGACCUGGCCCGGAACUUGCUAAGCUGAAAGGAAGACCAACCUUACUUAAAUCCAUAGGGUUGGCUCACUUCAGGUGCUCAAGAAACGCUUCCAUGUAGGGACUAGAGGUUUUUAUUGCUCUGGUUCAUGUUUCUUUACAAAAAGUAAUAGUUUAAGAAAUAUAGUACAAAGACAAAUAAUAUCUGGUAUUUGCCUAGCACUUCAUUUUGAACACCCUACACAGUUAACCCUCACGUUAGCCACAUCAGGUAGGCAGUGAUGUUCUUGCUUUAUAUGGUGAGACUGAGUCUCCGAGAGUUUCGGAGGCCUGCCUCAGAACUAGCAGGUUUUAAGGGAGAGGACUGGAGCUGGAACCCAGGUCUUUGAUGUUUCAGUCCAGUGACGUUCCAUUAUGCCACAGCUGUCUCCUGAGUCACUGAGUCCCCAGAUGGCAGUGUGGUGAAAGUUACAGAGUGAACUAAAGAGAAUGUUGGGAUUUAUGAGACCCUAAUGAUUUAUAAAACUAGGUAUUAAAAAUGGUUCUCUAAGAUCCUAAAGCCACUGAUGAAUUGAUUUAUUAAUACUGGGCUCCUUUUAACUUGUCUUAAAUCCCACAUUGAGUCAUGCAGAAUGCCCCAGAACCUGAAAUAGGAUCUCUCUCAGUCAUUAGGAACCAGAAGAUGAGGAUGAGAAAUGAGGCCUUGCCUCUUGUUGAGACAGAAGGUCUCAGGGCUUUUGUUUGGCCCCAGGGAUAAUCUGAUUCCUGGUAUUAAAAUCAUUCAAUAAAAAGAUCUGAACUUUUUAGAAGAAAUUAGUUAGUAGUUUCCUUUACGUAUUUAUUGGGGAUAUUUAGAUAGAUCAAUAGUUUAAAUUCCCGU
This is a messenger RNA of Equus quagga, 13763 nucleotides long. RefSeq names its product erythrocyte membrane protein band 4.1 (gene EPB41). The record is from RefSeq and is a predicted model, not a curated record. Gene Ontology annotation, cellular component: plasma membrane; cytoskeleton. Gene Ontology annotation, biological process: cortical actin cytoskeleton organization. The transcript has 16 exons. Gene Ontology annotation, molecular function: actin binding; structural molecule activity. Bases 224 to 2602 code for a protein of 792 amino acids. NCBI's taxonomy places the organism in Eukaryota, Metazoa, Chordata, Mammalia, Perissodactyla, Equidae.